Haliotis rubra (blacklip abalone) is the source of this 2987-nucleotide messenger RNA. RefSeq lists its product as uncharacterized. The transcript has 10 exons. The coding region runs from base 287 to 2926 and encodes 879 amino acids. The record is from RefSeq and is a predicted model, not a curated record. Lineage: Eukaryota; Metazoa; Mollusca; Gastropoda; Lepetellida; Haliotidae.
AGAUCGGUGUAAGGAGCUUUUUGGCUCUUUAGUAUUGUGUUGAAUUGAGUUGUAGGUAUCGACCAGCUACUGCAGUGUGUGGAGUUGCGGGUGUAUCGACCUAUGGAGGUUCUAUACAGUAGGACCCGAGACGAGAUCUAGCAAACAGGGUUAUCUGCUCUCGCUGUCGGACCGUACUGACGUCAUUCAUCAGCACCGACAUCAACCCCGAACACAGCAUGAAAACCACAUGACGCUAUCCCACCUGAGACCCACCCACGGCCAGUAGCCGCCCGGCGACAUCGGCAUGGGGAGCGGCUUCAGCACUUGCAACGGCCCGGCGACGGUGGCCGUUAGGUCAAGCAUCUCCAGGCAUGACCAGGAGGGCUUGGCGCUGUCCGAUUCCCACGACUCGGGGAUCUCCGAGGUCGGGAGGGGCCGCCCUGGGGGAGUGGACGUGAGGGAACUGGAACGCCACUUCUUUGAGUCGAACCAGGAAGUUCCUGGCACCCCGAGGUUGUUGUACGGGUCGGGGACGCGACAUCGACCGGAAAUGGCGCCGUCGGACCAUGGCAACAACUACCGCCUUCAUCUAAGGCGGAACCACAGCUUGUCAGAGUUCGCCAUCACGGAAGAAGACGAAGAGUCCACGCCCACAAGAACCCGGAUGGUGAGACCAAAGAGUGCUAACGUGAGGAAGAGGCGUGGUCUGAAGUCCGGGAGAAGAAGAUCCGGUACGGAGAAGAGCCGGAAGACAGAUUCCCCAGGUGGUCUGAGCAGUGACGCUACUGACAGUGACCUUGACAGUGAAGAUUCCGACGUCCUGUCCAUACCGGAUGAAACCGGUCCUUUCCAGUAUGGACAAGGACCUGGAUUGAACGAUGACUGGUGGAGAUUAGACUCCAGCGUUACGCGUGACCCACGUGACUAUGGCAGCUUUAGUGUUCGCAGUGUUCACGAUGUGAACAUCGCCAAGAAAGCAAGUGAACGCUCAAUAUCCAGUAUAAUCUUGUUUGAUCCAGUUUCUACUAAUUCUGAUUGGUGUGUCUUUACUAACUCGGAUGCUGCUAACAUUAUACGAAAGAACAUUACAGAACUAGAAGAGGAAUUAUGGACGGGAGUUAAGGCAGCAUCCGAGGACUGUCGUGGAGAGAUGGGGGACUUUGUCCAGCUUGUACGGGGGUACCGGUCUAAUUUCACUCGCCUCGUUCUGGAAUACAGGCAGGCGUCGGAACCCGCCUCCAGCUGGACGAGGGACCCGGAUGAGGAGAAGCUGAAGACGUUCGAGGAGCAAUUUGCCGAGGGACUGUACUACCGCCAGGCCACACUCACCCGGCAAGAGUUGUCUACCUUUCUAGCAGAACAUCUGCAGCGGAUAGAGGGCCAGUUAGAGGCGGAAGUGUCUGGAGCUGGACCUCUUAGUGAAAGCGGAAGUGACGUAAUGGGUGCUAAUGAAUUGUUGUCGUCGUCUGAAAUUGACAGCAGAUGGGCUAAGGGCACCGCCUCAAAAUUACGGGAGGUACCAAAUAUUGAACAGUUAACGGAUGCUUUGUCCUUAGUCCUAACUCGGAAUCGCGUAGGCGUGACCUUAGAUGACCUUCUUCCGCUCAUCCAAAGCCAUUCUCCACGUGUAAAUGUACUUGGCGUGCGUGACCCAAACCUGGAACUGGCCAAAAGCUUGGUAGAACGUUCACGGCGUGGUCAGGUGUCACGGGAGGAGCUCCAGUCGGCAAUAGACGUCCACCUGUCCGAGUCACCAGCUGGGCCGCGGAGGGCGGUCUGUAGCGCCAAGCCUGGAAUCCAAGUCGGUGGCCAUGUUGACCUCCAUAUGGAUCUGACCAGUGAACGGAGCAGCGUGAGGUCAUCUCGACCUUCCACCGUGAAGAGUCAGGCCAGUACCAGCCUCAUACAGACUAAACUAGUGGAGAUGGACGUCAAGCAGAGGUUGCGACCCGACAGCGGCGUUGUGGUGACGUCCUCGUCGUCAGGCAGCUACUCCAGCUCUGAGAGGAGCCGAGACAACGACGUGGACACAGCGUCUCUGGACUCCUCUUGGAUCUCAGCCUCACUACAGCUAUUGGACGGGAUACUUAGGGUUCGGACCGAGCAGCAUGACUCGAUGAAGAGUCUCGUGGCGGCCAUAACACGUGACUGUGAAACACCCCACGUGAAGGCGCACGCCCUUUACCGAUGGCUGGCCAGCCAGAGUCUAGAGUACUACAGCAAGUCGACACACAAACCCAGCACCCCCACAGGGAAGAUGAAGCAGCUGGCUGAGAAGAAGAUGACGUACGCCUCGCUCUACCAAGAGAUGACAAGGUGUGCGGGUUUGAAGUGUGAGCUGGUGGAGGGUGUGGCCAAGCAUAGGGACUACCUACCAGGCGACCCAGUCACUGUACAGGCAUGCCGGCAUGUGUGGAACGCCGUUUUACUGGACGGUCAGUACCGGCUAAUGGACGUCCAGUUUGGGGCUCAGCCUUUUAAAUAUUUCGUGGAACAUUUUUUCCUGGCUCCUCCGGACGAGUUCAAACUGUCCCAUCUCCCGAACAACCGGAAGUGGUCACGAAUGUCACAGACUACGACAAUGGAGGAGUUUGAGGGGACACUGAAGACGUGGCCAGCGAUGUUUGCUUUCAACAUUCGCCCUUUGAGCAUGAAAGCAGUGAUGCGGACAUAUGAUGGGAAGUUGAGUGUGACGGUGUUGCUGCAGAACGUUGCCGUGACGCCAACGUUGCAGUAUCUAGGUCCUGGUCCUCCCCAGGAUUCAGAAUCGUUGUUGUAUUACAUUGAUCAGGAGAUCCGAUCUGUGGACAAUGCGGAGACGUUUCACCUGAAUCUCCCCAAGGAGGGGACCUACUACUUCACCCUCCUGGUCCAUGAUGUGGAGGAAGAUGCGGACAUCCCGGCCCUUCAGUACAGGAUAGAUUACACGGAUGAACUACUGUAAGCUGACAGGCUGUGAUACGAUAAAAACAUCGUGAAGUCUUCAUUUUUACACCGUGGUCUAG